Messenger RNA from Amphimedon queenslandica, 1897 nucleotides. RefSeq names its product centrosomal protein of 57 kDa-like. Bases 79 to 1758 code for a protein of 559 amino acids. NCBI's taxonomy places the organism in Eukaryota, Metazoa, Porifera, Demospongiae, Haplosclerida, Niphatidae. The transcript is spliced from 8 exons. Gene Ontology annotation, molecular function: identical protein binding; gamma-tubulin binding; microtubule binding. The record is from RefSeq and is a predicted model, not a curated record. Gene Ontology annotation, cellular component: centrosome.
AUGCGCAAUAGAUAGCUCAAAGAAACCAACUUUUUAAAAAGAGUCCUUUCAAGGCCUUCAUUUCUUCUUCUCUUUCUAAUGGAAGAAGGCUCAGAUGGCAGCUCUAGUGUCCUCAGUAGUCCAAGCAGUACCUCUGCCACCUCUGCAGUAUCUUUCAAGAAGCAGCCAUUGCAUCUUUAUGGUGAAUACAAGCCUCUUUCUGGUGUAUACAAUAAACACCAUCAACCUUUACCUCUGGCACUGACUGGUAUUAAAGACUCUAACAGUGAAGGUUUUAUUUCUGCUCUCAAGUCACUGCAAAGCAAGAUUCACCAGCUUGAAGUAGACCGAACGCUAGCUGCAGGGAAAUUUAAGAAACUCUCGGACGAAACGAGGCACCAAGUCUUGUCCUCUGGUGCCCGUGAGAACCAAAGAGAGAAGGAGAGGAGCAAUGAAGAUGGAAGAGCAUCACGAGAGACCACAAGCCCUGAGAGACAACCAACUAGAGAUUUUUCUCAUCGUUUGGACUCACUUGAUACAAGAUAUUCGCUUCAAUUGCAAGAGAUAGAACUGAUGAAAGACAGGCUGAAGAGAACAACAGGAGAGCAGGAUGGAAGAGAGAAAGAGAAUCAAGAAACCAUAGACCUCUCUACCCCUCCUCCUCCUCCUCCUCUUCUUUCUGAUGUCUCUCCUCUAAAGGAGACUGAGGAACGUUUACAAAUCUUAGAAGAUAAGCAAGCUAAGCUUCAAGCUGAACAAGUGUUUGCAUCAUCAAAGCUUGAUAAUCUAGAAGGAAGACUACUCCAGAAGCAAUGGCAGAAGAGACAAGCACAGAAGACAGCCCCCUCUCGCUUACAAUAUUUGGAUGAUGAUGACGAUAGGGAUAGAAGAGAUGGAGGUCAGAGGAGAAAGAAGAAGGCUCCAGUCACCACUACUUGUAGUCAUAGGAGAAAGCCUCCAGCAACAGCAGACAGUGUAGCAGUCAGUAAACCAAUACCAGGAGUACACUACCAUUUGAGAAUGAAGGAUGUGCCAUUUGUAGUUGGAACAUCUACGGGCCCUUCACAUUCAGUGACUGCUAACUAUCAGAAAGUUGUAUCACUGAUGAAGAGUCACAAUCCUUUAUUAUGCGGAGCUGUAGCUGCUAAUUCCAUACCCAACCCACCCCCUAAGAGGAAGACCUCACCACGGGGGUCCAAGAAGAAGAAAAAGAGUUGUAGUUUUGGUAGCAAGCCAUCUUGUGAGGAAUUGGAAGGACUUUUAGUUGCUUUAGAGGCUGAGUUUGGAAGAUUAACUUUUGAGCACAGCGAAUUGGCUACAUCACUUCAACAACAGCAGCGACAGAAAAAAGAGACAAGUCCUUCAAAAUCACCUCAAUCUCCUUCAAGACAAGACCCAGUCAUUGGAGAGAUUGAGUCUGAGCUGAGUCGAAUCGUAGAGCAACUGGAAGGGAAAAUGGAGCAGAUACAAAUAGUGAAAAAGCUUUUAGCAUCCGAGAGAAAGCAUCGUCAAGUUGAUACCAGUAAUCCUAAAUCACACAAGAAAGGCAGAAGUUAUACAGAUUCCCAUUAUCAUCAUGAUGAUGAUAAAAGUCGUUCCACCAGUCAUCACUGUACUUGCUCUUGUUACUGUACAGCCACUCGUGGAGAUGCUGCUAGUACUAGAGACUGUAUAGCAGCUAGUUCUCCUAGAGCUUUUUGUAAUGAUAAUCUCAAGAUGCUAAGGAAAAUGAAGCGAUUGCAAACAACAUUGCAAAGAGAUGAUUUGUCUUGGACUUAGAGGCUGUCCCUUCUUUCUCUCAUUUCUUCAUCAUUGUCAUAAAGAUCUAUUAUUAUCACUCCUUAUUAUUAAAUUUUUAACUCUCUUCACACUUUUAAUUAAUUUUUAAUAACGAGCUCCGCAACGCCCACUCACAAAA